Alternaria infectoria is the source of this 342-nucleotide messenger RNA. RefSeq lists its product as uncharacterized. The coding region runs from base 1 to 342 and encodes 113 amino acids. The record is from RefSeq and is a predicted model, not a curated record. The transcript is spliced from 2 exons. NCBI's taxonomy places the organism in Eukaryota, Fungi, Ascomycota, Dothideomycetes, Pleosporales, Pleosporaceae.
AUGCCGACCAUGACUGGUGCGCUCCUGCAUGGUCGAGUUGGUCAGGAUGCGCAAGAGCGGUUCCAAAGAUUCGCCAGUGCGGCUGCAGACCUAGAUGCCGUCGUGGCGCCCUUCGUGCAGAGUGGCUUGGAAGCUCAGCGCCGCAAGAAUCUGGACAUGAUUCUUGCGCGAUCGGCAAACUUCGCGUUCCUACUCUUUGAACAGCCCGGAGUCUUCCGUUUCGGGUUUUCUAGCGAACAUGGGGGGUUGGCGGUGUUCCCAGCAUUGCUACAGAUUAUCGGAGACCAGGGGCAGGUGCUGGUGCCGUCACGCGUGUUGCUGGAAAAGGAGAUUGCGGCUUGA